Messenger RNA from Molossus molossus (Pallas's mastiff bat), 1315 nucleotides. It is a transcript of the gene PRRG4, whose product is annotated as proline rich and Gla domain 4. The record is from RefSeq and is a predicted model, not a curated record. Gene Ontology annotation, molecular function: calcium ion binding. The coding region runs from base 256 to 939 and encodes 227 amino acids. Lineage: Eukaryota; Metazoa; Chordata; Mammalia; Chiroptera; Molossidae. The transcript has 6 exons. Gene Ontology annotation, cellular component: extracellular region.
UCGGCGUUGCGGCCUCCCGGGCUCCAGGCAGGAAGUUCCAUCGCAGGCGUCCCGGUGCUGGCCAGGGAACCCCUCCGCGGACCCCAGGCACGUCCUCGGCCCGAGCCUCAGGGGCCAUCGCGGCCCUGCGAAGUGCUCCGCGGAGAUUUGAGGAGCGCAGAGACCGAGGGUCUGGCGGCCGCAGGGACCACCCUACGACGGGGCUCCGGCCCGGGAGCCUCGGGAACAUGCCCCCAGAGCUUCAGUUGCUGGACUAUGUUUACACUUCUGAUUCUGCUCAGCCAGCUGCCCAUAGCUACCAUCGCGUUUCCUCUUUGUACAAGAAGUCCAGAGGCGUCAGGGCAUGCGGGGGAAGAAGUCUUUACAUCAAAAGAAGCAGCAAAUUCUUUCAUACAUAGACACCUGCUAUACAAUAGAUUUGAUUUGGAGCUCUUCACUCCCGGUGACCUAGAAAGAGAGUGCAACGAAGAACUCUGUAAUUAUGAGGAAGCCAGAGAGAUUUUUGAGGAUGAAGAUAAAACGAUGAAAUUUUGGCGGGAAUAUUCAAUGAAAGGACUAAUCACAAAAUCAGGUGAUAACAGAGAGAAAAUUGAUGGUAUGGGCCUUCUGACUGGACUAAUUGCUGCUGGAGUAUUUUUGGUUAUUUUUGGAUUACUUGGUUACUAUCUUUGUAUCACUAAGUGUGACGGACAACAGCACCCAGGUUCUUCAGCCACCUACGUAAGAGGGGACAGGCAGACUCCCUCCAUCAUUUUCAGAAGACCUGAAGAGGCAGUCUUGUCUCCAUUAUCACCUUCAGUGGAGGACACAGGAUUACCUUCUUAUGAACAGGCAGUGGCACUGACCAGAAAGCACAGUAUUUCACCGCCACCGCCAUAUCCUGGGCCAACAAAAGGGUUUAGGGUAUUUAAAAAGUCUUUGUCACUCCCAUCUCACUAAGCCCACCUUCCCAUCUUGGUGUAAGAGGUUUAUUUUAUUUGAAUGGUUCAUUUUUCCCGAACCAUAAAGAAACGUCAGUUCAGCCCUUUCUGACAAACUGCAAGGAAUAAAGGAGGAAUAAGGAUGAGUAAUACACCACAGAAGUUUUGUUGGCAGCUUGAACCUGAACCUGAUCAUUAUCAGCUUGAUAAGAAGCUUGGACUCCAUAUCCUUGCAGUUAAGAAGAGAGCACUUUUUUUGUUUGUUUUAAUAGUUCCAAAAAAAUCUGUAGUAUGGAUGUCAUAGCUAGAACUGAUGAAGUAUCUAUAUCCUUUGUGCAGAUAAAGGUUGUAGUUUUUUGGGGUUUUUUUGGUAUGUGUCCCUAGUGGGAACCGAA